Messenger RNA from Phascolarctos cinereus (koala), 1328 nucleotides. It is a transcript of the gene CUNH10orf120, whose product is annotated as chromosome unknown C10orf120 homolog. Lineage: Eukaryota; Metazoa; Chordata; Mammalia; Diprotodontia; Phascolarctidae. The record is from RefSeq and is a predicted model, not a curated record.
CCCAAAGCCACAACUUUAAUAACCAAUCUUUUCAUCCUGUGGAAUGGAGAGCAAAUAAUUGGAGAAUGGAAACUUGGAAAGCAGAGGAUUGUAGGAACCGAGGGUUUGAGAAGGGCAGAUUGCUAAGGGGAAAACUACCAUGAAGAAAUAUAUAAAGCCAAUGUUAUAUAACUCAAAAAAUUGCAUUCAAGAUAAAGAUCCACUAUUAUGCUUAGAUGAUUUGAAUCAUGAAUCAUUAUUAAGCAUAUGGAUGAAAUACUAUGGAAGUGACCCACGCAUUGCCCUUGGAAGAUAUUCUCCUUUGGAAAAAGAAAUCAUGCGUUUAGGUGGUGUGCAUACAAUAGCCACAAGGAGGCUUUUGGCUCAGAAAGAGAGAGAGGAAGAGAAGAUGCUGAAGGAGCUCAGGCAGAAAUCGCCCGAUUACCAAAAAGCAAUGGAAUAUAAAAAAGAACACCCCCUUCUAAAUACAGGGAAGAAAAGCAUGGAAAAAACAUGGACCGCUAGAAUAAUUAUUCCGCGAGAAGAACUUAAAGUGCCAACUAGAGAGAAGAAAACUAUCAAUAAGCACAUAGAAAGGAUGGAAUUGGGCCGAGGAUUGCAAGACUGGGCACAUUACAAGCAAUUCCAAAGCAGUUCCUUUCUACCAGCUGUGACUCCAGAUUCCAAACCAGCAAAUCAAGAAAGAGAUGAGGAUGAGGAAACCUCUAAAGCAAAUAAGACAGAAAUAAAAAUGAAUGUAAUUUUCAAGGCGGAUGAACCCAAAAAGACCAUCAUAAGCAAUCCAAAUGACAGGCAAACAUUUGACGUAAGGACAAAACUAGAACGCAACCUAGCAGGGCACACAAAUCGCACACGUUUCCUCCCCACGGAUUUCCCUGGUGAUCUGCUUUUCUUAAAUCAAAAUUACAAGUCCACAAGAAUUCAUCUUAGUCACAACAUGAAGUUAUUCCUCUCAAACAAAGAGGGUCAUUGGAAAAGCUGUUUUCAAUAUCCUUGAGAAGAUUCUCCUCAUUCUUAAAGCUCUCUCUAUUUCCCAGCUUAAUGCUGUGUUGAGGGUGUUUGUUAUCUCUGCUGGUCCCUGGUUUCUUUGCUUACUCCCACACACUUCUGGUGAGAAUCCUGGCUUCCCUAUUUGGGACUUCAGAAUUGUCAUAGCAUCUUCACCAGGAGUUCUGAUCUGAAGCUCUCGCUUUAAAACGGCUUUUGGUUGACAGCCCCAUUUGAGAUGAGAAAUUCCAUCUUAACCAUCAGUACAGCCCUUUCCUUCACCGAGGCACCAGGCAAUUGGUAUGCAGCUUCCCCAAGUGGCUAAAGUCACUCUGUUCAAU